This is a messenger RNA of Penicillium canescens, 540 nucleotides long. RefSeq lists its product as uncharacterized. Lineage: Eukaryota; Fungi; Ascomycota; Eurotiomycetes; Eurotiales; Aspergillaceae. The transcript has 2 exons. The coding region runs from base 21 to 338 and encodes 105 amino acids. The record is from RefSeq and is a predicted model, not a curated record.
GUGCGUGCUGGUCGGGGAUAAUGGUGUUGGCAAAACCACCCUCCUUAUUCAAUACACAGCCAAUUAUUUUUGUCCCCCGGAAGAAGUCCCCAUCGUUUUUGACAAUUAUUCCACCAAAGUUAGAGUCGGCGAUCAGUCCUACUACCUGGGACUGUGCGACACCUACAAACCUGAAGAACAUGACCGCAUCCGCCGGCUUUCAUACCCUGGAACAGACGUCCUCCUUGUCUGUUUCUCAGGACGGCUAUCCUUUGAAAAUGUGGAGAUGUGGUUGGAUGAAAUCCAAUAUUUCUGUCCGGGCGUUCCGUGGUUGCUCAUUAGAACUCGGGUUGAUUUGAGGAAUGAGCAAAGCUCUCGAGAUAAUAACGGGUGGAGAAAGCAAGUGACAAGAAAGGAGGGUCAUAAGUUAGCUAAGAGAUUGGGCGCUGUUAAAUACAUCGAAUGCUCUGCUUUAGAGAAAAUUGGUGUGGAAGAAGUCUUUGAAGAGGUACAGUACAGUACCAAUCACCGUCACUCUUUCCUAUUUACCGACUGUAGCUG